AUGUUAUCAAAUAACUAUUCACCUAUUUUUUCUUUUAUAGGUGUUGACAAACUAUUGGAUUGUGUUGAACAACGAUCUACAGAUUAUGAUUGUCCAAUUUAUUUUGUAAGAGAUGAUUAUUUAGCUCGUAAGUAUGCCGGUUUCCCUAUACCAGAUGAAUUGGAAAAAUUAUUACCAGAAAUGCAUAAAUUAUGCUCAGAAGAAUUAUUGCAUGAAUUUCUAGGCAAACAAAAAGAUUGGGAGAAGAAUGUUCAUAUUGUAUUAAGUGACCUAUUUUCACUUAUAUUAGAGAAUAUGAUAAAUUAUCAAAAAGUACCACAAUUUCAUUUAUAUUCAUGUCAUGAUUCAUCAAUUAUGUUAUUAUUAUUUGGUUUAAAUGUAUUCGAUGGUUGUUGGCCACCAUUUGCUGCUGAUAUUAUAUUUGAAUUAUAUACAACAGCAUCAACAUCAUCACCGACAACGCCAUCAUCAUCAUCAUCAUCAACCAAUUUAUCCAUUAUGAAAUCUAAUACAUUACAUUCAGAUAAUAUUUCAUUAACAAAUAAUAAUCUAAAUGAUUUAUGGUUUCGUUUAAUUUAUCUUGGUAAACCAUUAUCAUUAAAAACAUUAUGGGAUUUAUCAUAUUCUAAUCAUAAUCAUGAUCUUGAUCAUCAUCAAUUAUCUGAUUAUACAAUGAUACCAUUCAUAGUAUUAUAUGAAUAUAUUAAUAAAGCUAAAAAAAAAUUAUAAUGAAUUUUAAUUAAAAUACAAUAAUAAGUAUGUAUAACUAUUUGUUUAUUGUUUUGUUUUGUUUGUUUGUUUGUCUGUAUGUUUGUUUACUUGUUUUCUUUCUGUUGAUUUUUUUAUUGAUUUAUUGAUGAUGAAGAAGAAGAAGAAAAAGGACGAAACUAUGUAGAAAUUAAUAAUUGAAUGAUUUUUUUCACCUCUUUUUUUCGUUCUUUCUAGUUUUUGUUUUAUUAUCCAUAUGAGAUUUAUUUCCCUAGCAACAAUAUUAUGAUGAUGAUGAUUAUUAUUUGUAUGGAUUUAUAUAUUCGUUUGUUUUUAAUUGAUUUCCUUGUUUGAAUGUAUCAUUUUUAUGUCCUUGAAUAUUUACCAUCAUAUUUGAGUGUAUUAUUCCUGUUUCAAUUACACACACACACACUCUCCUUCUGUCUGUCCCUAACUAACUAACUAACUAACUAACUCCCUCCCUCCUUCCCUCCCGUUCAUGAUUAUACUUGUUCGAUUCCUAUCCUAACUAAAUAACACAUGAAUCCACUAUUAAUGAAUUAAUUGUUUGUUUGUUUUUUCUUUUAAAAUUUAGAAAAUGUAUUUAAGUAGUAUAAUAAGAUUGAUUUUUGUUUCUUUUUUUUAUCACCCUUCUUUUUUCCUUCUUUCUUUCCUUCAUUGAUAUUCAUUCAUUUUAUGAUAUGUAACUAAGUGCUACAUAUUGUCUAGAAUGAUUUAAUGAAGUCAUUAAAUUCAUAUAUCAGGUUAUUGUAAUCAUUUUACUACUCAAUUCUAAUACUAACAAGAUGAUUUCAUUGGAUUAUUGAAAAGUUCUAUGAUAGUUUCUAUAGAUGAAUCUAUAGAAGCAUCAUUAUACAUGAUCUAUGAAUCCUAACUUCAUACUGAAUUAGAGAUAUAUGUUAGCUUCAUGAUAUUUACCUUAUGUUUCAAUAGUUAUUCAUUUGAAUGAUUAGAUUUUGUAUUUUCUAGAGAGAGAGAGAAACAGGGGGAAAAGAGUUAUUUAUAUAAAUUACAAGUAUUAUAUUUCUUUAUAA
Molecule: messenger RNA, 1763 nt
Organism: Schistosoma mattheei
Lineage: Eukaryota; Metazoa; Platyhelminthes; Trematoda; Strigeidida; Schistosomatidae
Source: the annotation of a GenBank genome assembly